Molecule: messenger RNA, 1552 nt
Organism: Microtus oregoni (creeping vole)
Lineage: Eukaryota; Metazoa; Chordata; Mammalia; Rodentia; Cricetidae
Gene: H1-2
Product: H1.2 linker histone, cluster member
Exons: 1
Coding region: 35-673 (212 amino acids)
Biological process (GO): nucleosome assembly; chromosome condensation; negative regulation of DNA recombination
Cellular component (GO): nucleosome; nucleus
Molecular function (GO): double-stranded DNA binding; nucleosomal DNA binding; structural constituent of chromatin
Source: RefSeq, a predicted model, not a curated record
AUUGCCACUAGUUCCUGAGUUUCGGAUCGUCAACAUGUCGGAGACCGCUCCUGCCGCCCCCGCUGCCGCUCCCCCUGCGGAGAAGGCGCCUGCCAAAAAGAAGGCUGCCAAGAAACCCGCAGGGGCUCGACGCAAGGCGUCCGGACCCCCGGUGUCCGAGCUCAUCACCAAGGCCGUGGCCGCCUCCAAGGAGCGCAGCGGCGUGUCCCUGGCCGCGCUCAAGAAGGCGCUGGCGGCCGCCGGCUACGAUGUGGAGAAGAACAACAGCCGCAUCAAGCUGGGGCUCAAGAGCCUGGUGAGCAAGGGCACCCUGGUGCAGACCAAGGGCACCGGCGCCUCCGGCUCCUUCAAGCUCAACAAGAAGGCGGCUUCCGGCGAGUCCAAGCCCAAAGCCAAGAAGGCGGGCGCGGCCAAGGCUAAGAAGCCCGCGGGUGCAGCCAAGAAGCCCAAGAAGGCGACUGGUGCUGCCACACCCAAGAAGGCCGCCAAGAAGACCCCGAAGAAGGCCAAGAAGCCCGCGGCUGCUGCCGUGACCAAGAAAGUGGCCAAGAGUCCAAAGAAGGCUAAGGUUGCCAAGCCCAAGAAGGUCAAGAGUGCGUCCAAGGCUGUGAAACCGAAGGCUGCCAAGCCCAAGGUUGCUAAGCCCAAGAAGGUUGCAGCCAAGAAGAAGUAGGCUGUCUUCCUCCUAAACCCAAAAGGCUCUUUUCAGAGCCACCACUUCCACUUAAAGAGCUGUGACAUUUGUGUAAUAACUGCUUCCUUCCUCCUUGCGUCCCGCUGAAGCAGGUUGCGUGGGAUGGAUCAGUCAGCUCUCCGGGGUGGGGUUCCCUGUCUCACCUAGGGUGAUGCUUGAGCUUGUCGGCUGAGAGGCCGAGAAGGGCUGGUGUGCGCCCCAUGGCUGUCAACAGCAAAGAGCCAUCCCUUGGCGCUAGCCAGCGUUGGGCUGUAGAUUAUUUGAAAGUUCCGCCCUGCUUGCGGGUUGGUUCUCUCCAGCUCAGGACUUUAGCCCUUAGUUUGAUUGGGCGCCAGUCGGUGUUGCGUUCUCUAGAAGCUUUAGCUUCUUGCAUGGAGAAACGCAUCCCGGACCCUUUCCCUGAGCGGUUUAUGGGCUCAGCGUUUCCUGGGAGUGUUUAGCGCCGACGAAUGGACUUAGACAUUUAAGCGAUAGAGCUGCAGAAAGGACCCACUCGCUCAGUUAUGCCGGACCUGGGACUGAGGUUUCUCGUACUUUCGGUUUGUUUGCUACAGCAAGGGAGUGGUGGGUCGAACUGCGUCACAACCUUGGUCAGCCUUUUUUUUUUUUCUAAAAAGGCAAUAACUUGCCGGUUGUAUGACUUGUUUUGCCUUGUUUUGACACAGGCUCUCCUUUUUAGAUUGUUCUCGAACUGGCAUUAUACUUCAGUUGUAGAUAUUUGUCGACUAACGAUCGACCUCGCAUUACAUACUGAGGUUUCUCGCUAUGCUCUGUGCAGUCCAAAAUAUUUAUUAUAGAAUAAAUUACUGUCUGUUGACAAUGUAUUGGAAUGCGUCCAAUAAAAGCCUUUAGUUUUUA